Messenger RNA from Trametes versicolor FP-101664 SS1, 558 nucleotides. RefSeq lists its product as uncharacterized. Bases 1 to 558 code for a protein of 185 amino acids. Lineage: Eukaryota; Fungi; Basidiomycota; Agaricomycetes; Polyporales; Polyporaceae. The record is from RefSeq and is a predicted model, not a curated record. The transcript is spliced from 2 exons.
AUGUCUUCCCACCCGAAGCCAUCGUUCGUCAUCGACGAACGCCUGAUUGUCGGCGGGAUUUAUGUCGUCACUAAUGUCGCAUUGUCGCUCAUGCAAGACGAGGCCGCCCCCGACCAAUGGCACUGGGCUCUCUACCACCACCUCCACGCCACCCAGGGAGGCUACAAAAUGCAUAUCACCGGGCGACCGGGGCGCUGGAUGUUCGAAGACGAGCGUACUAGCAGUAUCAUGAAGACCUCAGUCCUUAUCGGCGCCAUGCGCAUUGGCUAUUGCCCAGUUGGCGAGAACGACCGUAUUGUCGCCAUUGCCAGGAGCAUUCCGCCCACGGACGCGCCGGAGGGGUUCGACAAACUCACCUGUCGAACGUGGGCUCUCUCCAUUAUCCGCCUCUUCUGCAAGGCUGGCUAUGUCCAGUGCGCCAGCUUGACCAGGCUGGAGGAGGAGGUCAAGGCUUGGGCGGCCGAGCAUACUCAAACCGCCUUCGAGGGGCAUAGGCCUAGGCCCGUGCAGGAUUCGUCGACAUGCAUUCUUACCCCGCUUGGACAAGGUGCUUCCUAG